AUGAUUUUUACUCUAUGUUAUGUUAAAGGAAACGCUCUUGAUGUCGAAAAACAGGUGGAGAGAAAACAUCUGUUUCAAAAUUGUUCAAGUAAACAAGAUCGUUUUCGACAAAAGAGAUUGUUGGAUCAAUAUCGUUUAUUUGACAUGAAAGAGAGUAUAAUGAAAAACUAUACAAAUAAUGGCGUGAGAGAUGGACGAGAUGACGUCGUCGAAACUCCAAUAACACAUGUAGUCAGAGUACCGAAUUGUAUUCAGAUAGAUAAACAGCGAAGUUCAAUACAUCAUGAAGAAUGGAAAAAAGCAACACUUAGCAAACAGUUACAUGUGAAUCGUCAAAAUAGUUCGCGAUCAAUAACUCAGUUGAAAUUAGUUACGGAAAAAUUUAAAAAAUCUAAUUUAAGCGAAACUGAAACAUCGACAUCAAUAAAAUCCAAUAUUGAAGAAGGAUCUCAAUUAUCGUUAGAGGAUAAAUAUCGAUCGAUCAUGAUUAACUUAGAAUCGAGAAAAAAUAAUGUAGCGAAUGAUUAUGUUCUUGAUUAUGACAGACCUGUUCACAUUUCCGAACUAAGAUUCAACGUUGAUUCACAACAUUCAACAUUAAUCUCUGCACGUUAUUCUAAGAAGAUUGAAACACUACCAAAAAUAAAUAUAGGAAAACAACAACAACAAAAGCAGAUCCUCUAUGACAAUACACAAUUGCCCUCAAUUUAUGCUAACAGGAAGCAGUUUAUUGAUGAGACUCUUGCAUUAUCUAAUAUCAAAAUGAAGCAAAAUAAAAUGAUUCAAUUGAUAAGAAUUAAAAAUACUACACAACAAGAUGAAUUGUCACCGUUAGAUGAGCAUAGUUUAUCAAAAAAUGAUAGAGAAAGUGAAGAAAAAUAUCAACAAGAUUUAAUAGCAUUGCAGAAAGAAGAUCUACAAUCUGUCAAAGAAGUAAUCGAUCAUAUGCGGAUAGUAACAGUAACACCAUUUGAGACAAUAUCAGCGAGAAAAGCGUAUGAUUGGAAGAAAACUCUAGAAAAAAAUCGAAUCAUCGAUACAAGAAAAGAAAAGAGCGUACAAGUAUCAAAAAAAGUCCUACAUAAAUCAACUGAUGAAAAAGAUACCAUUUCCCACGAGAAAAAGAUUAAUGCAGGGGAAAAUGACAAUAUAGUUAAUAAUGGUGAUAAAGUGACAAAGAGAUUAUCACAAGAAAUGUACGAAAAUAAAUCAGAACAGAUACCAACAAGGAAAGAAGUUACCACCGUUAUUGAACAUUUUGAACAGAUCACUCGAUUGCAAAAAGAGUAUGGUAUUUUAGACAAAGGAAAAGAAUGUCAUCUACAAUCAAAAUCUGAUAAAAAUACAAAUAUUUUUCAAAUGCCAGAUAUUAGUGUAAUCAGACUAGUAGACACACAAUAUCAAAAUGAAAUGAAAUCAAUCAAAUCGCUUCAGAAUUUUAAUUCGAUGUAUAAUAAACAAUUUCAAUAUCAAAAUCAUCAAUCUCAAUACUCUUUAACAAAUCCACAAAUUCCUAAUUUCAGUUCGAUUGAAAUCUAUAUUCAGUUGAAACCCAUGAUGCCAAAACCGAAAACUUAUUGUUACAAAAUGCUCAUUCACAGACCCGAUUCUAAUACUCGAAACAAUCAAUUUCGUCAGAAUUAUCCUCAAAAGCAAAAUUCAUCCUGUUGCUCUCAAAUUCAACAGCAACAAAACUCGUUCAAAAUAGAACUCGCAUCACCAAUAGCUAUCAAACACGAAUUAACACCACUAUUACCACAAAAUUCUCAUCAAACUCAAAGACAAAUGAAACAAACAGUCGAUGAAAAUGAUCGUUCAAAUUGUCCAUUAUCAUCUUGUCUUUCCUGUUAUAAUAAUAAUCCUCCAUCGAGUCUACUCAUAUUCAAAACCCAUUCAAAAAAAUAUGAUCCAAAAUACUACAAAGAUAUUCAAGCGGUCACAUUGAAAUACACUGAAGAUUGUCAAUUAGCUCGAAACAGGUGGAUGUCACAAUUGACAACAUCACCCGAUAAUCCAUUACUUUACAUCAAUGAUGGUAAUCAUUCUCAACACAAUUAA
This is a messenger RNA of Didymodactylos carnosus, 2058 nucleotides long. The record is from the annotation of a GenBank genome assembly. NCBI's taxonomy places the organism in Eukaryota, Metazoa, Rotifera, Eurotatoria, Philodinida, Philodinidae.